Molecule: messenger RNA, 338 nt
Organism: Drosophila gunungcola (fruit fly)
Lineage: Eukaryota; Metazoa; Arthropoda; Insecta; Diptera; Drosophilidae
Exons: 2
Coding region: 1-237 (78 amino acids)
Source: RefSeq, a predicted model, not a curated record
AUGAUUGUCGUUUGGCUUAUAGUGGGGUCUAUACUUCUUAUCAAUCCUGCGGAGUUUACUUUAUUGAAAUGCAAUAACGGAGGAUCCUGCGUUUUGGAGAAAUGGAGGAACCACACUCAUUGGAACCUUGUUUGCAUGGAAUGGAUGGAAUUAAAAAGUGGCGAAGUGGACACAUGUCCUAAGCCCUGGAAAUGCUGCCACACAACGCAGUACGAAAAAAUGAUUCCAUAUCCAUGAAGCUAACCGUGAAGCCCUAAAUCUAAUCUUUCACACUGUCUCGAAAACUGGUUUCUAAUUUUAUGACCCAUUACUAAAUAUAUAGUCAAAACAAAAGGGCA